Messenger RNA from Stylonychia lemnae, 1500 nucleotides. NCBI's taxonomy places the organism in Eukaryota, Ciliophora, Spirotrichea, Sporadotrichida, Oxytrichidae. The record is from the annotation of a GenBank genome assembly.
AUGUUCCAACCAAAAAGAAAGAAAAUCGAUAAUAACUCAAAACUAGCUCCUAUUGAUGAAGGACUCCUUAAAUCAAAGAGUAAAUUGAUGGAUGUGGAUCAUAAAAAUAAUGAAUAAGAUACAGAAAAUUAGGGAGUACUAGCUCCACUCGCUUAGAAAAAUCCUAGUAAAUCAAAGAGAGUAUUUGACAUUCCAGCCAUCGAUCAUAGCAAGCAAAGAGCAAAGCUAGAGGAGAUAGUAUAAAAGACUGAGAAUACUCCUAUGAUAGGCAAUCUGACAGCAUCUAAUUUCCCAGUUCCAAAACAAUAAUUAUUCGGCAAAGUCCCUCAAACAAUGACUUUCACAAAUAUGAAAUAAGCUAAAAAUGCUCUUGUAUCUGCUGAUGAUCAGAAAAAGUUAGACUAAAAGCGAAAGAAGGUUAUGUCUCAUCAAGAUACUAAGAAUCAAGGCCAUAAUGGAUCUUAAUCUGAGGAAAGAACUACUGCUGAUAACAGUUAAUAUGAAUCUAAAAAUGGGAUUGAGAAGCCUAAGAAAACUCAUGCUAGAGGUUCAAAUAGUACAGUUAGACUAGCUCGAAAAUAAAAGUCUGAAGGUAACCCCUCAAUAAUCAAUAAUAGUGAAAAGCCAACUACUGCUGGGUCAAACAAAGGUGAAAGCAGAUGGUUGAAAGAACUUGCUAGACAAAAUUAUAAAUAUUUUGUAGAAAAACUUAAUUAGCAAGAAGCUUAAAGAAGAAUUAAUAUUAUAAGAGCCGUGAAAAAAUAACUGACGGACCGUUUCAUGAAGGUUUUUAGACUUUUUAGAAAUAAAAAAUACGGUGAGCCAAUUGACUCAAUACCAAAGCCUCAGAUUAAUUCAUAUUUAAAUGAGAACAAUACAUUUGAUGAAGAGGAUCUAAAAAAGAUAAGGAAGGCAAAAAAAGGGGGUAAGGGGAGAGGAUCGUAGUUAGAUAAAUAGGAUUUGAUCACAGUUAUUGAGGAGCAAGAGGAGAGUGUUGUUGAAAGUGAGCAGGAUCAAAUAAAAACUAAGCCAGAUUGUUAAGAGUUUAUCUAGAAUAUGAUAGAGGAAGGAAUAGUCUAUGAAUUUGUAUUGCUACUGUCUGAUAACAUUCUUAAAGUUAAAUCCUUCUUAUUGAUGGUUAUUCAGCGAAGAAGAUACCUUAAAAUGAAAGAAAAAUCAGUCAAAGUUCAGGCAUACCUAAGGAGAUUUAUUUCAAGGAGAAAGGUUAAGAGGGAGGUCCAGCAGAUCAAGGACGACCUAUACACAAAGUAGCUGCAGGAUCAUUUGAAUAAACUGAAAUCUUAAGAGGAGUUGAUAAAUUCUUCUGCUAUAAAGAUUCAAUCGCUCUAUCAUAGACUAAAACUGAAAAAGGGUCUUAAAGAUAUGAGAUAGAAGAUGAAGACUCUACCUUACGUCUGUAGAAACAGCUAUGUUAAGAUGCAAAUACUCAAAAUAAAUACCUUUAUGCUAGCUACUGAUACAUCUAAACUUAGAAAAUGA